This is a messenger RNA of Lathyrus sativus (Indian pea), 312 nucleotides long. The record is from the annotation of a GenBank genome assembly. NCBI's taxonomy places the organism in Eukaryota, Viridiplantae, Streptophyta, Magnoliopsida, Fabales, Fabaceae.
AUGGUUUUAAAUGAGGUGUUUGUUGUUGUGGCUAUAGUGAAAACAGAAGCAGAAUGUAUAUUGAACAUCAGAUUCUCUUGUAGAUCAAAGAGGGUGAAAACGAAAGUGGAACGGUGGCUUAUGAGUUUGAAAAGAGAGGGAGGUUUGUGUGUUGAGGGUGGUUCAUCUGAAAAACAAAGAGGAAGUGGAAGAUUAAAGUGGUAUUGGCCUUGUUAUAGUGGCAGACAGAAAUUUAAACAGAGAAGCGGAAGGUUGAUAGGUGAACAAAAGGGAUGGUGGAAAAUGAGUUUGUGGUUGUCUCGUGAAGGUUGA